This is a messenger RNA of Myxocyprinus asiaticus (Chinese sucker), 2326 nucleotides long. It is a transcript of the gene opn8c, whose product is annotated as opsin 8, group member c. The coding region runs from base 100 to 1221 and encodes 373 amino acids. NCBI's taxonomy places the organism in Eukaryota, Metazoa, Chordata, Actinopteri, Cypriniformes, Catostomidae. The transcript has 4 exons. Gene Ontology annotation, cellular component: membrane. The record is from RefSeq and is a predicted model, not a curated record. Gene Ontology annotation, molecular function: G protein-coupled receptor activity. Gene Ontology annotation, biological process: G protein-coupled receptor signaling pathway.
UUUCCAUUUGUCCUUCGAAGGCCGUCUUGUUUAAACGAGGCUUGUUUGAAGGAGGACACUCGGUAUACUGCAGCCUUCAAAGGACGAGUACUAGCUAGCAUGCAGCCUUCCAAACGAGACACAGCUUCAGUGAUACUGUCAGUGCUCGGGAAUGGAGUGGUUUUGGUGAUCUCUUAUCGCCGCAGGAAGAAGAUCGUUGGUUCGGAGCUGCUCUGUGUCAAUUUGGCAUUGGUUGACUUUCUUUGCUGUAUCUUCUUUUACCCCUUGUCAAUCAUAUCAUCCUUUAGCCACACAUGGCUGGGACAUCAUGCCACCUGUGUGUAUUAUGGUCUAGGCUGCUUCAUCUUUGGCCUGUGUGGCAUGUUCACCAUAGCUGCCAUAAGUGUCAUCCGCUACAUCAAGACAUGCUAUGCUGUGUGGCUAGAAGGAUCCAACAUCCAUCUGGUGUGUGCAUUCACAUGGCUAAUUGCUGCUGUUUGGUCAUCCUUUCCACUGUUCGGCUGGGGCGAGUACAUUCCUGAACCAUAUGGCAUCUCUUGCACAGUGGCUUGGCGUCGUUACCAUACAUCCAUGACGGACGCCGUUUAUGUGAUCUGUUCAUUUGCCUGCUUCGUCGUUGUUCCAGUUCUGCUCAUCGUGGCAUCACAAUGCAAAAUCCUGUUGAAGAUCUACUGCUUUUCCCGUGCCCUCUCCACUAAGGACAUCCACAGCAACCUCCGCCGAGCAGAAAAACACCUGUCUGUGAUGUUUUUCUGCAUAAGCUUGGGCUUUAUCCUUGCUUGGGCUCCCUACACAAUCGUUUCCUUCCUGUUUAUCUUCCAUAAAGACGCUAGGUACAUGGCACCAGAAGGCUUCGUCUUUCCUGCGCUCUUUGCCAAAAGCUCCCAUAUCUACAACCCUUUCAUUUACUUUUACUUCAACAAAGCUUUCAGACGGGAGCUACAAAGCCUCUUGUUCUCUGUCUGCCCAAGACUGGCCCAUAACAGUGUUGGAGUCUACACAGGCAAAGAUGUUCAUCCCAUCCAGAUCCAACUACAGGAGCAUGUUGUAGGCCGUGGUGGUAGAGGCUCUAACCACCUUCAGGACAAGAGUGAUAAAAGACCAGGUCUAUAUGGUCACAUGGUCUGCUGGGUCUCCAAGAUACGAGUGACCCCAACCAAUGGUGAGCAGAUGGCUGAUCAUCAGUUCUUACCUACCUCAACUGAAGAAUUACCCAGCUAAGUUGGGAAGCUAUUUUAAUUACAAUGUUUUCCAUAUCUGUACCUCUGCGAAGUAGCUGAACAAAGCUUAUCUUCAUCCGUUAUGAUUCUACAUGGCGUUUUUGUUCUCAAAUAAUAAGAUAUUGACUCACAGUUACUUGCUGAAUGGAGAACAUGAAUUGACUUGCUUUAAACAUAUUACAUUGCAAUGCGUUUGUACACUGAUGUCUAUUAUUGUCUAUACUUUGCCUUGAGAAUUUGAGUUCUCUUAAAGGCUUUCAGGUUUAAGAUUUCAAAGCCUUGACCAAAAAACUUAAUGGAAUAUUCCGGGUUCAAUACAAGCUAAAUGCAUUUGACAGCAAUUGUGGCAUAAUGUUGAUUACCACAAAUAAGAAUUUCAACUCGUCCCUCCUUCGCUUUAAAAAUAAAUAAAUAAAUCAAAUAAAAUAGAGGAUUGAAACACUUACAAUGGAAGUGAAUGGGGGCCAAUUUUUGGAGGGUUUAAAUGCAGAAAUCUGAGGCUUAUAAUUUUAUAAAAGCACUCGCAUUAAUUCUUCUGUUAAAACUUGUAUAUUAUUUGUGCUGUAAGUUGUUGAAUUCGUAGUUUUUACGGUCGUUUUAGGGUUUUGUGGUUUAUGCUUUACGUCGUCAUGGCAACUAAGUUGGAAAAUUGCCUAUAACUUUACACAGAAAAGGUUAGUAAGUGAUUUUAUCACACUAAAAUCAUGUUUACAUGCAUAUUGUUUAUGUCUUGUGGAUAUACUUUUGAAAAAGUGAGUACUAGAAAAACAUUCAAAAAUGGGCCCCCUUUCACUUCCAUUGUAAGUGCCUCAACUGAACCUCGAUUUUUGCUUUUUUUAAAGAAAAGGAGGGGCAACUAAAUUGUUUUUUUUUUUGUGGUUAUCAACAUUAUGCCACAAAAAUGCUGUUGAUUGCGCUUAAUUUGUAUUGACCAUGAAUAUUCUUUUAAUGAAUGCCAAAAGUGAGCUAGAAAAGUCUGACCCUCCCAUAUGUCACAUGCUCUGUGUUAGCUGUGUGUAUGUUUUUUUGAACAAAAUUAAUGUGAUGUACAUACAGUUGAGGUCUAGAGGUUCAGGAAAUCCAUUUUUAAAUGUCAUAUUUGUGUC